Messenger RNA from Oryzias latipes (Japanese medaka), 1528 nucleotides. RefSeq names its product epithelial cell adhesion molecule. Lineage: Eukaryota; Metazoa; Chordata; Actinopteri; Beloniformes; Adrianichthyidae. Gene Ontology annotation, cellular component: membrane. The record is from RefSeq and is a predicted model, not a curated record.
GCGUCAGUCGAACAGCAACCAGCAACUUGUUGGCUUGUACAAAGGACACAAGGCGGAGCUCGUGCCCGGUGGAUUUACGUGCGCGCUCACGGCGGGUUUUUUUCCUCAGCGGAACAGGUUUGACCAGGACACACCUGCGACAGGAACAGUAAAGCUUUGUUGCGCGAGGACGAUCCACUUCACUCCAUUUUGACUUCAGCGGACGACGGACGCGAGGAGUAGAACUGUUUUUCUGGAUUUCUACACCAUGAAGCUGUGGAUUCUUGCAGUUGUUGCUGCCUUAAUGGUAGUUGGAGCAUCAGCCCAGGAGUGUCAAUGUGACACCGUGAAGUGGGCUUCCUGUACUGGGCCUCCAUGCCAGUGUACCAUCCCCUUGACAAAAGAUAUUAACCAACCCUUAAACUGCAAUGCAUUGGCCCCCAAAUGUUUCUUGAUGAAGACGGAGAUGCUCAGAAGGUCAAAAGGCCAGGACACCCGUACUGUGGGGAAACCAGAGGAGGGCUUUGUGGACAACGAUGGCAUCUACAACCCAGAGUGUGAGAACGACGGAAAAUUCAAGGCCAAGCAGUGCAACAAUACCGAGGAGUGUUGGUGCGUCAACAGCGCUGGGGUGCGCCGCACAGAAAAGGAAGGCCCAAACAUCAACUGUGACAAGUUGGUGGAGACCUUCUGGAUCCGUCUGAUCCUGGAACAUGCACCUCUUCAGGGGGCAGUGGAUAAAAACUUGUUGAAGAGCGCUCUUGGCGAUGCCAUUCAAGCACGCUACAAGUUUGACAAGAGCUUGGUGAAAGAAGUUGAGUAUGAUGCUGAUGCCAAAAAGAUCCAGGUGGACAUAAAGAAAGACAAGAAUGACACUGUAAUUAAACUGGCUGAUAUGGCUUACUACAUGGAAAGAGAAAUAAAGAAGACCCCAAUGUUUGUUGACCAGAACAAGUUCGCUCCUAUGGUGGGCGGCCAAAAGUUGAACUUUACCAACAUCUUGGUCUACUACGUGGACGCGGAGCCCCCAACAUUCAAAAUGAACCGCUUGGCGGGGGGAGUCAUCGCCGCCAUCGUGGUUGUGUUGCUGAUUGUGGCAGCCGGGCUGCUGCUUCUGUUCUUCUGGAAUCGUCGUAACAAGAAGUACAGGAAAACACAGCAGACUGAGAGGGAGAUGGAGAACAAGUAGAACGACAGUCGGGGCUAGGACUUCCUGUUAGACUUUUUGUUUUUGUAUUUUUCCCUUCAGUGGAAUUGUACCAAAUGUUUCACUUGAAACUGUUUUGGGAAUCUACAGCUUUUUAUGUGGCACCACAAGUACCACAGUUUGUAUUUAUGUACUAAACAUCACCCACUUCCAAUGCCAUGUUUUUUUUUUUUUCCUCAACUGUGUGUCGUAUUUUUAAACCAGUUUUAACGAACAUGUCUUAGAUUGUACAGUGUUGUUUGCAUUUGUUUUUAAUAUUCUUUUGGGGAAUGACUAAGCUUUGUGUAGUUGUAGCUGAUGCUGUGCUUUUUCCUUUUUCAAUUAAACGAGUCGGAAAACAAA